AUGACCAUACAGAAGCACUGCCUCGGCUUGGCAUUACGACGCCGUGGAAGACCCCAAGUCACUCGCUGUCAAGUACCGUCGGUGAGGUACCCUAGGAUCAUGGACCGUCUGACAUCUACAAACCUGGCUUCCAAGGUUGGUGUUCCGAUGGCGGUAGACGCAGAAAACCAGCUCGUGGCCCAAAGGCUAGUGGGCGGAGGCACGCCAGAAAGCGGAGACAUAUACAAGGUAAGCAAGCCGGCACAUGCAACGACGCGCAUAGGGGCUAUUGGGAUGUCGGAGAGCAUGCGCGGUGGCGGAGGCGACAGCAAGCGGAAAACGCUUCGAUACGUGCUGGAAAAACAGGGAAACGGGCCGUCGUUCGAGGCACAACUGUUGCUAGAGCGGAUACCUGACAGUUUGCCGCCGUGCGAAGAGUUCCAGCAGCGACUGCGAGAGUGCCAGGACGGCACGCUCCUGCUGAAUUUGGCUACGACGUUCUACCAGCCCCUAGAGGAUGUGGCGACGGUGAAGGCGCUGUUCCGCUUCCGGGACUACUUCUUCCACCACCAGGGCUGGUACAGCCUGACGUUCAACCAGUUCGUGCGCGUAUACCCGGUGAUAUCGUGCCUGAUGGUGAAGUCCAAGGGCCAGCGGGAGAAGGUCAAGUGCCCGAAGGCCUUUGUGUCCGAGUCGCGCUGCAGAAUGGACACUUCCCAUCGCUCGCGCAGCCAGCGGACACGCUCCAAGAAGCCGCGGCUGGAGUGCGACUGCAAGGUGAACUACCGGAUCGAGAUCGACAUGACGGAACGCAUGGUGACGAUGCUGGUGAAGGGCCUGCACACGCAUCCUAUCGAGAAUGUGCUGGCGUUCAAAACGUCAUUUUUCCUGGUGAACAUCCUGGACGACCUGUGCAAGAAGGGCCAUAAAAACGUGAACCAGAUACAGGAUAUAAUGAAGCAGCGGCUGGAGCCUUACGACUGGGACAACAUCGGCUUCACACAGAUGCUGGCCACACGCUCGCACUUCACGAAUCGCAUAGCCAAGUUCCACCCACCCAACGGCCUGGCCCGGGGCUUCGAACCUGGCACAAUUGUCAUAACCCACUUCGAGGCCGAUAAGCCCUCCGACGAGCGCACAGAACACGACCUCCCGGAGCUGGUGUUGCAGCAUGGAGACGGCAUGCUUCAGCAGCAGCUCGGCCGUGCAGACCCCAUGGUGGACACACAGCUCGAAAACGAAGCGCCCGAGGAGAUGGAGCAGCUCCAGGAUGCCAUUAUUUUCAGCCUCACCAAGAUCGGCGAGGCUGCCAGGAACCAUAAACGCAAUGGCGAUCUGCAGUGGAUAAGGAAAGCAGCCAAAAAGUUAACCAGUAUUGCCAAGGAGCUCGAUCUAGACUCAUCAUCUGACCUGCUUAAAGAGUAG
This is a messenger RNA of Eremothecium gossypii ATCC 10895, 1404 nucleotides long. RefSeq lists its product as uncharacterized. The coding region runs from base 1 to 1404 and encodes 467 amino acids. Lineage: Eukaryota; Fungi; Ascomycota; Saccharomycetes; Saccharomycetales; Saccharomycetaceae. The transcript has a single exon. The record is from RefSeq and is marked provisional.